This is a messenger RNA of Calidris pugnax (ruff), 2233 nucleotides long. RefSeq names its product HRAS-like suppressor (gene PLAAT1). The record is from RefSeq and is a predicted model, not a curated record. Gene Ontology annotation, cellular component: cytoplasm. The transcript has 4 exons. NCBI's taxonomy places the organism in Eukaryota, Metazoa, Chordata, Aves, Charadriiformes, Scolopacidae. Gene Ontology annotation, molecular function: glycerophospholipid phospholipase A1 activity; A2-type glycerophospholipase activity. Bases 223 to 732 code for a protein of 169 amino acids. Gene Ontology annotation, biological process: N-acylphosphatidylethanolamine metabolic process.
CUGGAACCCGCCCGGCUCCUCGCCAUUUAUAGCGGGCGGGAGGAGCCAGGAGCCGGCCCGAUUUCCGCCGCUGGUGUCCCCCGCCCCCGGGUGACAUCCCGGCCACGGCAGCAGCGGGACGGGCGCUGGGGCUGGUGCCCAUCCAAGACCUCUCCUCUCCACCCGUGCCUUGCGUUGAGCCUGCCCAGCGAGAGGGACAUGUCCUGACCUCAGCCCCUUGAGAUGGCAGCUAUCGAGACCUUCAGCGCCACCCACCCCGGUGACCCCCAGCCCGGGGACCUGAUCGAGAUCUUCCGGCCAGCUUACCAGCACUGGGCCCUCUACCUGGGGGACGGGUACAUCAUCAAUGUGACACCCGUAGAUGAAGGGCCCCCAGCCACCUUCUCCAGCGCCAAGUCAGUGUUCAGCAGAAAGGCCCGGGUGAGGAUGCAGCUCCUGAAGGACGUGGUGGGAAAUGACACCUACCACAUCAACAACAAGUACGAUGGCACCUAUGCUCCCCUGCCGGUGGAGGAGAUCAUCAGGCGUGCUGAGUACUUCAUCGACCAGGAGGUGUCCUAUGAUGUGCUCGGCAGCAACUGUGAGCACUUCGUGACCCUGCUCCGCUACGGUGAGGGGGUCUCAGACCAGGCCAAACGAGCCAUCAGUGCUAUUGGGUUUGUAACAGCUGCUGCUGGUGCCUUCUCCUUGCUGGGCUUGCUCCGGAGCAGAUCCAGAGAGAGACAGUACUGAUGGGACAAGCUGGGAGCAGGACAGGGAGCCCCCGGCCGGGAUGGGACCCAGGACAGUUUGUGGCCACAGCUGCCCCUGAGACUUACUAACCAGCGUGUCGCCCUUGCUGAGAGCAGCACUAGCCUGUUUGCUACAUCUGCUUUUGUUCCAUUGCCUGUGAUGAUUUUUGUGGUAGUCUGGGAGCACUUGGAAGCAAAUUCUCCAUCCUCACAGCCCCGGUGCUCUGCUGAAGGCUGGUGCAGGUUUUCUGCACACAUCCUGUUUCUUAUCCACUACAUCCCGUGGGCUCUUUCUGCGAAUAACCUAUUUUAACCUGUGUGAAGAAACAUUUUUACUUCUAUGCUACUUUUGGUUAAAAAAAAAAAAAAGUAUUGCUAAGAGUUUAUUGUGUGUCGUCCAGCUGAGAGCCUGUGCAAGUGGGAAACCCCAGGUUGCCAGGGUAGAAGGGCAGACAGGGCACAGGCUGUGUGUCGGAGCCUUUUGCCUGCUGUGUCUAAACUGAGCUGCUCCUGCGAGGGCGAGAUGCAGGCAGGAAAGGCAGGUCUUACAGGCUGAAUUCCUCAGUGUUUUAAAUGAGGGCCCUGUUUUUGGCAUGACAUUGUUUUGCUCAGUUUUCUCCUGCUGCAAAUCGUCCCUUUCCCUGGCUUCUCUGACCCCCUUUGGGAGCAGCAGAACCCCAGUCUAGGGGGAUCUGACGAAAACCCAGCUGUUUGUUCCAGGUUGGGACUGCUGUGCCACUGAAAUCUCCCUCUUCAUCCCUCUAAGUGCAGUAAUUGUUGCUAUUGGACCUGACCAAGCUUACUAGAUCAUCUUUAAGGUCCCUUCCAACCCAUCCAUUUUAUGAUUCAGCUCCUUGGGCUGCCAAAGCACUGGGGUUUAAAGAAAGACCACCAUGGAUUGCAAGGGCAGGCAGGAGCCUUUACCCCCUGUGGCUCGGGCCAUCAGCUCUUCAGUGACCAGAAGUUGAGUUUAAGCAGUUUGUAGACCCAGCACGAGAUUGAUCUUCCUCCAGCCAGGGUCCCUGCAGUGCUGUGGGGAACAUGCCUGGAGAAUGAGCUGUGCAGCGCCCAUGCCCCAUCUCCAAUUCUAUGGAGCCCCACUAUUUUCUUGUCACAAAACUGACACAUGCCUUGUCCUAGAAGAAAAGAGUUUUGGAAAAGUGUGGUUUAUUACUCUCUACCAGGAACGGUUGGCUUGCAUAUUUGGAAUCACAUGUAAGAAAUUAAAAUCUGUGUUGCUUUCACCACAGGCAACUGCCUGGACUGUAAGAAGAGAUGAGAGCAAAAGAGCCGUCUGUAAGAGGCUUGCUAUUUUUGUCUGCUCUUAACAUGUACAUAACGGGAUCAGAAGCUUUUUUUAAACAUCAGUUGUUUCAAUGUUUGAAAUAACAAAGCCAAGACUUCUGGUCAUAGUCUGUAAUGCCCUCUGUUAUUACAUUUGAAUAAAUUUCUUCUUUUUUAACAUGGAAAAAUGUAUUAUAAUAAAACAGAACCUGAAACUC